This is a messenger RNA of Vitis vinifera (wine grape), 1483 nucleotides long. RefSeq names its product senescence-induced receptor-like serine/threonine-protein kinase. The record is from RefSeq and is a predicted model, not a curated record. Gene Ontology annotation, biological process: protein phosphorylation. Bases 1 to 1371 code for a protein of 456 amino acids. Gene Ontology annotation, molecular function: protein kinase activity; protein binding; ATP binding. The transcript has 9 exons. Lineage: Eukaryota; Viridiplantae; Streptophyta; Magnoliopsida; Vitales; Vitaceae.
AUGCCACUCUACCUAGCAAGCAGGAACCUCUCAUCCAGCAAUUUGGCCGGGAAUAUACUUACUUCAUUUUCGGGUCUCAAAUCUUUACAAAAUCUGGAUUUAUCAUACAACAACUUGACUGGACCAGUACCAGAAUUUUUUGCAGACUUGCCAUCUUUAACAACCCUUAACUUAACGGGGAACAACCUAACAGGUUCGGUUCCACAGGCUGUUAUGGAUAAGUUGAAGGAUGGAACUCUGAGUCUUGGCGAAAAUCCAAGUCUUUGUCAGUCAGCCUCGUGCCAAGGAAAGGAGAAGAAGAAGAGCAGGUUCCUUGUUCCUGUUCUCAUAGCCAUUCCGAAUGUAAUUGUGAUCCUGAUCCUCAUAACUGCCCUUGCAAUGAUCAUCCGGAAGUUCAGAAGGAGAGAAACCAAAGAGAAGUCAGGGAAUUCCGAGUUCACUUACUCUGAGGUAGUGAGUAUCACCAAUAACUUUAGUCAGACCAUCGGUAGAGGAGGAUUCGGACAAGUUUUUCUAGGCACUUUGGCAGAUGGCACUCAGGUUGCCGUCAAGGUGCAUUCUGAAUCAUCAAUACAAGAAGCUAAGGCAUUACAAGCUGAGGUGAAACUCUUGACGAGAGUUCAUCAUAAAAACUUGGUUCGUCUAAUUGGGUACUGUGAUGACGGUACAAACAUGGUUCUCAUUUAUGAAUACAUGUCCAAUGGAAACCUGCAACAGAAGUUAUCAGGGAGAGAAGCCGCAGAUGUUUUGAAUUGGGAAGAGAGACUUCAAAUUGCAGUAGAUGCAGCACAUGGAUUGGAGUAUCUACACAAUGGCUGUAAGCCACCAAUAGUCCACAGAGACAUGAAAUCUUCCAACAUUCUAUUAACUGAAACACUGGAAGCGAAGAUAGCUGAUUUUGGGAUGUCCAGAGAUCUUGAAAGUGGUGCUCUCUUAUCAACUGACCCAGUAGGCACACCUGGAUAUCUUGAUCCUGAAUACCAGUCAGCGGGUUUGAAUAAGAAGAGCGAUGUUUAUAGCUUUGGGAUUGUUUUGUUGGAGCUACUCACCGGCCGGCCUGCAAUAAUCCCUGGGGGCAUUUAUAUAGUUGUAUGGGUUAGUCAUAUGAUUGAAAGAGGGGAUAUUGAAAGCAUUGUUGAUCGAAGGUUACAAGGAGAGUUCAACACCAAUUCUGCCUGGAAAGCAGUAGAGAUAGCCUUAGCAUGUGUAGCAUCAACAGGAAUGCAAAGGCCAGACAUGAGUCAUGUAGUGGUAGACUUGAAGGAAUGUUUGGAGACAGGGGUGGCUUCCAGGAGAAUUAAGAUGGUAGGUAGCCAUCUAGAAGAUGUUCCCGUGGUUCUUAGCACUGAAUCGGCUCCCCAUGCUAGGUAGUUGUUGGACGCUACUAUUUUCAGUUAGUGAGAUAGAUUUGCUUAAUGUUAGCAUGUGGGAAUAUGUUCAACCCCCUUUAUUUCGAAUUGUAUUCAUCAAAAAUUCUAUAUUG